Molecule: messenger RNA, 1083 nt
Organism: Aureobasidium namibiae CBS 147.97
Lineage: Eukaryota; Fungi; Ascomycota; Dothideomycetes; Dothideales; Saccotheciaceae
Product: NAD(P)-binding protein
Exons: 2
Coding region: 1-1083 (360 amino acids)
Biological process (GO): steroid biosynthetic process
Molecular function (GO): 3-beta-hydroxy-Delta5-steroid dehydrogenase (NAD+) activity
Source: RefSeq, a predicted model, not a curated record
AUGCCUCAUAUCCUCGUUACCGGCGCUUCCGGAUUCCUAGGACAGGCAGUCAUCACAGCACUACAAACCGCACAUCCAACCUGGCCACUAACGAACCUGGACUUGCGCCCUCCACCAAUUUCUCAACCCAACGUCACAUACAUCCAAGCAGACAUAACCCGCGCCUCUGAAGUAGACUCAGCCAUCCCUGAAGCCAACCCAGAUGCCAUCAUAAACGUAGCAGGUUGGGUACCCAACGGCAGCCUACGCUACAGCAAUUCUCCGGCCCUGCGCGCCAAAGUAUUCGCCACAAACCACCUCGGGACACUAAACGUGCUUGGCUCGGCGCAAAAGACAACAUGCAAAGCUUUUGUACACACGUCUUCGUGUACAGUGCUCUCCGACGACUUGGACCACGACUUUCCAAACAUGACCGAGGAUAUGCCCAUCGGUCGUGCAACUCUAGCAUAUGGAGCGUCAAAGGCACCCGCCGAACUCGCCGUCCUCGCCGCCAACAACGCCUCUGCCUCGUUCAAAACCUGUGCGUUGAGACCUGCGACUAUCAUCGGGCCUGGAGACACUUAUGGCGUAAUCGCCACCAUGCACGCCUGCAUCGCCAAUGGCGAAACACCGUGGAUAAUUGGCAGCGGAGACAACAUGUACGAUUUCGUGUUUGUUUCGAAUGUGGCCGAUGCACAUGUUCUCGCACUUGAAAAUUUGCUUUCUGCAACUCCGGUGCCGGGGGAUGCUGCAGGACAGGCUAUUUUUGUGUCGAAUCAACAACCGAUUUACUUUAGAGACUUUAUGUUGGCUGUUUGGAAGCAGUUCGAUCACGUGCCGCCGUUUCAACUGAGGAUACCUACGUCGUUGGCUUGGUUUGCUGGGUUGAUGGCAGAGGUCAAUGCGUGGGUGAUGGGAGGCAGGGAAAGUGCAUUGAGUAGGGGUAGUGUAAGGGAUGCCGUGGGGACGAGAUAUGCGAGUAAUGAAAAAGCGAGAAGGAUAUUGGGAUACUAUCCACGAGUCGAUUUUGUAGAUGCCGUCAGGCUGGCUUGCGAGGACUACAGACGUAUCUUGAACGACAAGGAGAAAGGCAAAAAAUCUUGA